This is a messenger RNA of Rhizophagus irregularis DAOM 181602=DAOM 197198, 2670 nucleotides long. RefSeq lists its product as uncharacterized. Gene Ontology annotation, molecular function: RNA binding; RNA-directed RNA polymerase activity. Gene Ontology annotation, biological process: siRNA processing. The record is from RefSeq and is a predicted model, not a curated record. NCBI's taxonomy places the organism in Eukaryota, Fungi, Glomeromycota, Glomeromycetes, Glomerales, Glomeraceae. Gene Ontology annotation, cellular component: nuclear RNA-directed RNA polymerase complex.
AUGAUUGACUUAUCCAAAGAAUAUAAUUUAGUAUCAAAAAAUAUUAAUAUUGAUGAAACGAUCCCAUUAUGUACCAUUGAUGGAAGUAUUUUACAAAAAGUUGUUGAUCGUUCAAAGUUAAAUUUUCGUGUUCUUUAUAUGUUAGAAAGUAAUAUUUCUUUUAAUUAUCUUAAUAAUUAUAAUCUUAAGGAAGAUUUCAUUAUUUUAUUAUCAAAAUUACCAAUUCAUGUCGCUAUUUAUAUAUUGGAGGGGAUUUACUCAAGAAAGAAACGUAUUUACGAUCCUUUGACAUAUUUACGAUCUGAGUUGCAGAUCAUAAAAUCUAAUCAUGUCGAUAUUAAUCCAAAAUAUAUACCAUCACAUUGUGUUAUGAUGCGUAAAGUUGUAAUCUCUCCUACAACUAUGUAUCUUUUACAUCCUACUAUUGAAACUUCAAAUAGAGUGAUUCGACGUUUUCGUGAUAAAAUGGAUAAUUUUUUACGUAUUCAAUUUGUAGAUGAAGCAUGUGGAAAAGUUGGUUCUUCAAAUGGGAAUAAUAUUUACGCUUUAUACAAUAGAAUUUAUCAUACUUUAAAUCGUGGUAUCAAGAUUGGUAAUAGACAUUACGAAUUUUUGGCUUUUUCUUCAAGUCAAUUAAGGGAUCAUUCUUGUUGGUUUUUCGCAUCAACUGAGGAUUUAACCGCAAAUCAUAUUAGGGAUUGGAUGGGGGAUUUUACCAGUAUUAAAAAUGUUGCAAAAUAUGCUGCUCGUAUGGGGCAAUGUUUUUCAAGUACCCGUGAAAUUCAAGAUUUACCUGUGAAUAAUAUUGAAGAAAUAUCUGAUAUCGUUAAAAAUGGUUACACAUUUUCUGAUGGUACCGGAAAAUUAUCUUUUUCAUUAGCAAAUAAAAUCGCUCAAGAAUUAGAAUUAAAAUAUAUUCCUAGUGCUUUUCAAUUUAGACUGGCUGGUUACAAGGGUGUAUUAUGCCAAUCACGUUUCGUACGAGGUGAUGAGAUAAAAGUUCGUCCUAGUCAAUAUAAAUUUGAAUCUAGUCAUAAUGUAUUGGAAGUUAUUAGAUGUUCGAAUUUUAUUCCAGCAUAUCUUAAUCGACAAGCCAUAACAUUAUUAUCUACAUUAGGAAUACCUGAUAAUGUAUUCAUUGAAAUGAAAGAUUUACAAGUUAAUGAAUUGAACAAAAUAUUUAAUGAUGAAAGAACGGCUAUAAAACUUUUACAAAAAAAUUCUGAUGAAUAUGGGAUAUCAAGGGAAUUGGCAGAUCUUGUAAAAGCCGGAUUUUUACAAAUAAAAGAUCCUUAUGUUACGAAUUUAAUUUCCUUAUUCCGUCUUGUGAUGUUGAGAGAUCUCAAGAAAAAAGCUAAAAUCCGUGUAGAAAAAGGCGCAUUUUUAUUAGGAGUUUUAGAUGAAACUCAAAGUUUAAAUGAAAAUGAAAUUUAUUGUUGCGUCACAGAUCCAAAUGGUAGAAAUGGUAGAAGAGUGAUCACUGGAACCUGUAUUGUGUUUCGAAAUCCAUGCUUUCAUCCUGGUGAUAUACGAGUAGUUACAGCUGUUAAUUGUAAAAAUUUGAGUAAUCUUAUGGAUGUUGUGGUAUUCCCAGCGACUGGUUAUCGAGAUAUCCCUAGUCAAUGUAGUGGUGGCGAUUUAGAUGGUGACGAUUUUACUAUUAUAUAUGAUGAACGUCUAAUCCCCAAGAAAAAACGUAUUGAACCUAUGGCAUAUGAAGCUCAAAGACCUGACUAUAUUGAAAAUGUAACAAUUGAAGAUGUUCAAUCAUUUUUUGUAAAUUAUAUUUUAUCUGAUCAACUUGGUAUAAUAGCAAAUUCACAUUUGGCGAAAGCAGAUCAUUUUGAAACUGGGGCAUUUCACGGACAAUGUAUAAGAUUGGCACAAUUACAUUCCGAAGCAGUAGAUUUUCCAAAAACAGGAAAACCAGCAAUACUAUCAUCAGUACUUCGAGCUAAUACUUUUCCAGAUUUUAUGGAAAAACAUGAUAAACCUACUUAUAUAUCGGAAAAAGUUUUAGGUAUAUUAUAUCGUUCUAUUAAUGAAGAAGCGUUUAAUCCAAGUUAUCAAAUGGUUCUUGAUGAUAGAUUACAUGUUCAAGGAUAUAAAACUUAUGUGGAGGAGGCACGAAAGAUCAAAAGUACAUAUGAUGCAGAUAUAAAAGGAUUAAUGAAUCAAUAUGGUGUUAAAACUGAAUUUGAAGUGACUAGUGGAUAUAUCGUGAAUACUAUCAUAAAUUUAGAAAGAAAAAAAUCACGAGAUAUAAAUAAAUCCGUGAUGGAUGCUUUUAUUUCAAUUAGACGACAUUAUCGAAAAUUAUUUGAAGAAGAAUUUUAUGGAAAAGGAACUAAUAUAAUUUCACCUGUAGCUCAUAAUAGAAUGAGAGCUAAAGCUGCUGCUUGGUAUUUUGUAACAUAUCAUCCCGCAGAAUUAAAAGGUAAUCCUUCCGAAAGGAUGAUUUCUUUUCCUUGGGUGGCAUAUGAUGUUUUGUGCGAUAUUGUUAAUGAAACUAGUGAAAGUAAUGUAAAUAAUGUUAUUAAUAUUAAACCUAACGUGAAGAAUAAACAAAAAACGGCGGGAAAAAAAUCUAAAAGUAAUACUAUUAACGUAUUACCUAAAAAUGAUGAUAUAAAUGAUGACAUCGAGGUAUUAAAAAGGUCAUUGAAUUGA